GAAAUCAAUAUCAGCCGACGUCCAGGGUUCACUCGGAACUGCAGUACACGACGAAAUGCGCAACAGUUGCGUCUGAACGAGAGACAAGAAGGGAUAUACAAUUGUAUCGUUUGCCCGACAACGACUCGAAAGUUCUUGCAACCCUCUCGUGCUCAUGUGAAACCGGAACAAGAACCACUGGUGGCACCACGACUGGAAGGAACCACGUUCGACAUGAGCAGGAGCCUCCUAGCCAGCGCGGUGCAACGCGAAACGCGAUGCACCAGAGGACUGUGAACGCGAUUUUCGUUUGAACGUCGUCAAGAUGUGCGAGAGACGCCUCUCGCUGGACACGUUGCACGUAUCGUUAGGCAUCAACGUCAGCAUCCUUGUGAUAUUGACGAUAUUCGGCGUGCUACUCUCGUUGCCGCUGCGGCUGUUACUCAACACGAACUACCACAGUCGAAACGAGACCCUUGGCGAAAAUCGCACAUCGACCGAGAACACGACCGUUGACGCUACAGUGAUUCCGGCGGAUCAUAAGAAAUUGAAACGCUGCCCGAUGUUCGAAUACGAGGACAGAUUGAAGUCAGCUUUUCGCUGUGAUUACGACGGGAACUGCACCUAUGCACCAAUCUAUCUGAUCGAUCCUCCCGAGGAGAACCGCGUCGACGAAACGAACGACACGAGUAACGAGACGUCGGAGAUUUCGAAGGAGAUCGGUGAAAAUUUAACGGAGAACGCGGAGGAUGGUAGCAAAGAUCGUCAAUCGAAAUCGGUCCCGGUCGCCGGACACAUACUCGUUACGAUGCUUGUCAUUUCAGCGAUAGCUGCUCUCGUUGAAGUGUUGCGAAUACGUUUCGCUAAAGAUAAGGACUCGUCUAAGGCAGGUAGUGCCGGGUCAAGAAAAGCAUCCACGAUCGAGCUUCCCCUUCAGAGGAGGUUCCUACCAAGGUAUCCAAUGAACGGUCAGAGGUCUUUCGAAAUGCAUCGAUCCGCUUUACGGCUAUUAGGUGCAAGACCGCCGCCGCUUAUUCGUCGCUCGUCGUUCCCGACCCAACAAUCUAAUCAAAUCUCUGGUUCGGUCGCCGGCACGCCGAUUAGUUGGGUAUCCAGGCGUAGGUCGGCCGAAUCCGACGAAGAACUCAUUAACGCCCUGCAUCAUCGCACGCGUCUCAUUCGACGCCAUUAAAAGGUAAACCGACUAGAAAACGUCUGUGUCGACAGUUCGAACGGAAGAUCACUCGAAAGAUGUAAAAAGUAAAUUGUAUACGUCCUUGCUCUUGUACUUUACCCUACGUCGUAUUGUAAACGAAAGUAAAUGAUAGAUGAAUGUAUUUUGGAAACAGAGUUAGAAAAUUCUUGGAUACGUAUUUUCACAUUACUUCGACAUUUCUGUGAUCCUCGUCUCUCACGCGUACAAUUGAUAAUAAUAGUUUGUGAAAUAUAUGUAACACACAUCGAUGUCUGAUAAAUAAAUUCUUCCAAUCUA
Ceratina calcarata is the source of this 1471-nucleotide messenger RNA. RefSeq lists its product as uncharacterized. Lineage: Eukaryota; Metazoa; Arthropoda; Insecta; Hymenoptera; Apidae. The record is from RefSeq and is a predicted model, not a curated record. The transcript has 4 exons. Bases 305 to 1171 code for a protein of 288 amino acids.